Messenger RNA from Oryzias melastigma (Indian medaka), 2485 nucleotides. RefSeq names its product BOP1 ribosomal biogenesis factor (gene bop1). Gene Ontology annotation, molecular function: ribonucleoprotein complex binding; protein binding. Lineage: Eukaryota; Metazoa; Chordata; Actinopteri; Beloniformes; Adrianichthyidae. Gene Ontology annotation, cellular component: preribosome, large subunit precursor; PeBoW complex. The record is from RefSeq and is a predicted model, not a curated record. The transcript has 16 exons. Bases 114 to 2339 code for a protein of 741 amino acids. Gene Ontology annotation, biological process: ribosome biogenesis; maturation of LSU-rRNA from tricistronic rRNA transcript (SSU-rRNA, 5.8S rRNA, LSU-rRNA).
UGGCGGAAGCUCCCAAAGUGUUUUCUCGUUUAUCCCCCCCGAGGCUCAACCUCUGACCCCGGGGGUUUUCCACGUGGGUCCCGUGAAGCAGGAGCAGGAAAAACGUGCAGAGUAUGGAGCAGCGGUCCGCAAUGAAGAAAGUCAGAGAGAAAACAAAGAGAAAGACGAAAGAAGUGGAGGAAGAAGAGCGAGAAGAACUUUUUAAUUUAAACAACAAAGCUGCUGAGAAAGAUGAAGAAGACGAUGACCUGUCAGACAGUGAGGACAGUGAAUAUUCUGGACUGGAGGAUUCUGGGAGCGACUCUGAGGAUGAAGAGGAAGAGUCAGGUGAUGUGGAGGAAGAUGAUGCUGGAUCAAAUGAAGAUCACGAUAAACAGAAUCAGCAGACAAAAGUGAAAAACAACAAAAACAAAAAAGGAACAACCGAAGGAAAACAGGAGAAGAAAGAAGAUGAAUACGAGCAUGACACUUCCGAUGAAGAGGACAUCCGGAACACGGUGGGCAACAUUCCCAUGGAAUGGUACAAAGACUUCCCUCACAUCGGCUACGAUCUGGAUGGAAAGAAGAUCUUCAAGCCGAUCCGGAACAAAGACGAGCUGGACGAGUUCUUGGAUAAAAUGGAAAAUCCUGAUUACUGGAGAACAGUCCACGACAAGCAGACGGGGAGAGACAUUGUGCUGUCAGACGAGCAGGUGGAUCUGGUGAACAGAUUACAGCGAGGACAGUUUGGAGACAUCAACUUUAAUGAGUAUCAGCCGACAGUGGAGUUCUUCAGCAGCGACGUGAUGAUUCAUCCAGUCACCAACAGACCUGCAGACAAACGCAGCUUCAUCCCAUCCCUGAUUGAAAAAGAGAAGGUUUCCAAACUGGUUCACGCCAUAAAAAUGGGCUGGAUCAAACCAAGACGAGUGCAGGACGACAGCAAAGACCGCUACUAUGACCUGUGGGCCAGUGAGGAUUCAUCCAUCCUGGCCAAGCACAGGAUGCACCUGCCCGCCCCCAAAGUGCCCCUCCCCGGUCACGAGGAGUCCUACAACCCCCCACCUGAGUACCUGUUCACAGAGGAGGAGAAAGCGGUUUGGGAGCAGCAAGAUCCCGAAGACAGGAAGUUGCCGUUCAUUCCCAAGAAGUUCUCCAGCCUGCGUCACGUUCCGGCAUAUUCCCGGUUCAUCCACGAGAAGUUCGAGCGCUGCCUGGACCUUUACCUGUGUCCCCGGCAGAGGAAGAUGAGGGUCAACGUCAAUCCAGAGGAUCUGAUCCCCAAACUCCCCAAACCAAAAGACUUGCAGCCUUUUCCCACAACACAGUCUCUGGUGUAUCGAGGUCACAGCAGUCUGGUUCGCUCCAUCAGCGUGUCUCCAUCCGGACAGUGGCUCGCUUCAGGCAGUGAUGACGGUUCUGUCAGAUUCUGGGAGGUGUGUUCAGCUCGCUGCAUGAAGACAGUUCAAGUGGGCGGAGCCGUAAAGAGCAUUGCGUGGAAUCCAAACCCGGCUUUGUGUUUGUUGGCUGUUGCUGUAGACUCUUCGGUCUUGAUCUUGUCUCCGUCUCUGGGGGACAAACUGGUCGUUUCUUCUUCGGAGCGCCUGCUUGCUGGUUCACAAGAGGACAACCCGUCAGAAGGUCCCGAGCCCGUCGUCUGGUCUGAAACAGAGGGGGAGGAGCUAAAGGAAGGGAUCCAUCUUAAAAUCCAGCAUCCCAAAGCCGUCCAUCAGGUGACGUGGCACGCUAAAGGAGACUACCUGGCCUCUGUGAUGCCAGACAAUUCCAGCCACCUGCAGGUGUUCAUUCACCAGCUGAGCCGGAGGCGGAGCCAGAACCCCUUUAGGAGAAACAAAGGUCUCGUUCAGAGCGUCGCCUUCCACCCCAUUCGGCCCUUCUUCUUCGUGGCAACGCAACGCUACGUCCGGAUCUACAACUUAGUCAAACAGGAAAUGACCAAAAAGCUUCAGGCCAACUCCAAGUGGAUCUCCAACAUCGCAGUCCACCCCGGAGGUGAUCAUGUGAUCUGUGGGAGUUACGACUGUAAGCUGAGCUGGUUUGACCUGGAUCUCUCGACAAAACCGUACAAGGUUCUACGACACCAUAAGAGGGCGGUGAGGAGCGUGGCCUAUCACAAAGGUUACCCGCUGUUUGCUUCGGCGUCUGACGACGGAACGGUGAUCGUCUGUCACGGAACCGUCUUCAAUGAUUUGCUGCAGAAUCCGCUGAUCGUUCCUGUCAAAGUCCUAAGAGGUCACGUGAUCACGCAUGACCUCGGAGUUCUGGAUGUAACUUUUCAUCCCACACAACCGUGGAUUUUCUCCUCGGGAGCCGAUGCAACGAUCCGACUUUUCACCUGAGCAACUUGUUAAAUUGUUUGGGGAUUUCUUUUUUAGCAGAGAAAUUUCAAAUGUUUGUCUGGAAUAUUCUAGUCUUCUGUUUCUCAUUUCAGAAAAUGUGUCAUUUCCAGCAACAUCAAGUUGUUCAAUAAAUUGUAAUAUUCUUA